UUUCAAAAAGAAGUUCUAUAUAGAUUAUCAUUCGUUAAACACGAACUGUGAAGAACUGUAAGCAACCAAAUGGAAUUAAGCCAACGCAUGGAAAAUGUAGAAACUCAAAAUCUCAGUAAUAUAAUCUUACAAAAUAAUAAUAAUGAAAACAAUACAUACUUAAAAAGAUUAUAUACCUGGCUAUAUAGUGAUAUGAACACUAUAUCAGAUUUAAAUGCAUUCAAUCAGAAAUAUUCUGAAGAUGAAUUAUUUUGUAAUAAUGUGAUUAAUCGAUUAACAUAUAUUGGAGGAAAACACGUUAAAGCAAUGAUUAAAAGAAUAAUGGAUAAACUUUUAAAAUUGUUUUCAUACUCUGGCAAAAAAGGAAAAACCAAAUUUUCUGACCAAAUGAUUUGUCCUAUUAUCUUUGAUGCUGUAAAAAAACAAUUAAAGUUUAAUAAUGCAACCCAAAAUGAAAUGGAAGAAGUCGUUAAGACGUAUGUGCUUGCCCAAGCUCCGUUCAACAUUAAAGUCAAC
Messenger RNA from Rhopalosiphum padi (bird cherry-oat aphid), 516 nucleotides. RefSeq lists its product as uncharacterized. The record is from RefSeq and is a predicted model, not a curated record. NCBI's taxonomy places the organism in Eukaryota, Metazoa, Arthropoda, Insecta, Hemiptera, Aphididae. The annotation marks the transcript as partial. The transcript is spliced from 3 exons.